Molecule: messenger RNA, 1110 nt
Organism: Prunus armeniaca (apricot)
Lineage: Eukaryota; Viridiplantae; Streptophyta; Magnoliopsida; Rosales; Rosaceae
Source: the annotation of a GenBank genome assembly
AUGAAGCGGAAGCGAAAGAACAAGAAGGGAAAGCCUAAAGGGUCUGUGGCUGGUGGAAAUGAGGCACUUUCAAGUGGGGUUAUUGUAAAUUUGGAGGAUGAUGCAAAUUUGGAUGAAGACGGUAAUUACGAGAAUAGAUCUGAGUCUGCAAUGGAGGUUGAUACCCCUUCUUCAACUGGGACAGAUCAACAUUGCAAUCUUGCCAAUAUUAAUCCUGAUGGUUCGAUUGAUAGGGGGGUCGGGAAAUCCAUGGGUAGAGUUAAAGUGAAGCUUAGGACUUCGAGAACAAUGGAAUCUCAGCCUACUUCUUCUGAUGCAUAUACACAAAGUGAUACGGAUAAGAGUAGCCAACAAAUUGGUUUGGAAAAACAAGGUGUGGUUUCUGAGAAAAUGGAGGAUAGUGCCAAUUCAUUGGCUGAAGUAAAAAUUGGUGCUUCUGGGAAUGUGUCAAAGAAAGUUGGGAGUAUAAAGAUUAAAUCAUCGAAGGCAUUGGGGUCUAGUGUUAAUCAUGGUAUUGAUCCUGUACCUGCACGGAGUGAGAGUCCGUACGACAGAGAACCAAAGAUGUCUGAUCAAGAUUCUCAAUAUAAUAAGGAAGAAUUAGACACCACACUGAUGAUAAUAAAGAAGGUAAUGAAAAUGGAUGCUGCUGAACCCUUCAAUGUCCCUGUGAAUCCUGAAGCUUUGGGAAUACCGGAUUAUUUUGAUGUGAUAGAUACACCAAUGGAUUUUGGAACAAUAUGCAGCAAUCUUGAACAGGGUGUUAAGUAUUUAAGUUCUGAGGAUGUAUUCAAAGAUGUUCAGUACAUUUGGGACAACUGUUAUAAGUACAACAAUAAGGGUGACUACAUCUUGGAUCUUAUGAGGCGUGUGAAGAAAAAUUUUACAAAAUAUUGGACAGCAGCUGGGUUGUAUAGUGGACAACCAAGAGGAACUAGUGCCUUCUUUGGGAAUUUACCCAUUACCUGCACAUGUAUUAUUACAAGAUUUCCUAGAGUCAAUGACCGAUCAGUAAUUGAAAGAACUACAAGAUGCACUUACGGCAAUGGUUGUGUUACCUUAUUGGAAGAAGGAGACGGAAAUAGUGAGCAUCCCUUGAUGGGACACUAA